Messenger RNA from Penicillium salamii, 1404 nucleotides. The record is from the annotation of a GenBank genome assembly. NCBI's taxonomy places the organism in Eukaryota, Fungi, Ascomycota, Eurotiomycetes, Eurotiales, Aspergillaceae.
AUGGGUUCGACGACUGUUCCGCCGGCAAUCCCACCGUUGACGGCCUUCGAACGCAUAGGCCCCAAAGGCUGGAUCCGCUACAUCUUUCUUUUCCAACUUGCCGAGGAACAUGAAAUCGGAAAGGUCGUAGAAAUUGUUCGCCAUGGCUUCGACGAAGUGAAAGAGCGUUUUCCCGAGGCAGACUGCGAGGCCGUUCCUGACUUUGAAUCCAGACAGCAGGGUGUCUUCAAGCUGCAGAAGUUGAGGGGCGGAGAGGUUGAGAGUGUAGUUGUCAAAGAUCUACGACACCCUGAUAAGUUCUCGUGGACCUAUGACGAGCUAAAAGCACAGUCUUUCCCUGUGUCUGCUUUUGAUGCCAAUCUCCUGUGUCGUGGAUCCGUCUGGGCUGCCCCGGGGGAGCGCAUGCCAAUCUCUCUAUCGCAAGCGAAUUUCAUCCGUGGUGGCCUCAUUCUCACUUGGAACAUAUUCCACAUGGUCGGCGAUGGAACCUCAUUUUGCACCUGGAUGAAGGUUUGGGCAGAAGGUUGUCGUCGUGCACAAGCCCUGGAUAUCCCAGACCCCAUCCAACUCCACCCGGAUAUCUGGAAUGACCGCGAGCAGCUUAUGAGGCCGUCUGGGAAAAAUCACGGCCGAUUGGAGGAUCACCCAGAAUAUACCCUCCUCCCCUUCACACCGACCGGGGCACCACCAAAGAUGCUAUCGCCACAUCAUCGCGGACAGGUCUUUCGCUUCUCACCUGAAUCAUUGAAGGCAUUGAAGGCGGAUGCAUCUCCGGCUAAUGCGUCUGAGCCAUCUGAUCAAGAGUGGAUCUCGACAAAUGAUGCGGUCUCCGCACUUAUAUGGCGUACGGCCAUGGCAGUACAAUCUCCAAUGGAGUUGUUGGAAGGAGAUCCGGUUUCCAACUUUGGUAUCUCGAUCAAUGGGCGCCAACGAAUGUCACCUAAAAUUCACCCAGAUACUUCAGGAUGCUUCCUGGGCUUCGUGCCGGUGAUAGCACCGGUUAGAGAUAUCGUUGGUCACUCCAGCCUCGCUGACCUGGCCAUUUUGAUUCGCAAAGCCGUGUUGCGUGCAGACGACCAGUUUGGAGAUGAUGUGGUGACACUGGUUGAUAGCGUGGACGAUGUUAGCAAGCUAGUCCCGACAGCAUUUUUGGAUAUCCCUGGGUUCAACUGUGUUUUAUCAUCGUGGACUGCCUUCAGUCUGUAUUCUUUGGACUGGGGCCCGAUUUUGGGUAAGCAUAUUGAUGCUGUCCGAACCCCGAGUGUGGGUCUAAUCAACGGAGGUCAAUUUAUUUUGCCAGUGCUACGUGACGGAGGAAUGGAAGUUUUGAUGGGCGUUGAUGAAAGUUGUCUCGACAGGCUGCGGAGUGAUUCUCUGCUGAACAAGUAUGCUAUUGCAGUGUAA